Molecule: messenger RNA, 768 nt
Organism: Candidozyma haemuli
Lineage: Eukaryota; Fungi; Ascomycota; Pichiomycetes; Serinales; Metschnikowiaceae
Exons: 1
Coding region: 1-768 (255 amino acids)
Source: RefSeq, a predicted model, not a curated record
AUGCUUGCAAGAACGAACGCAGGCCUCUGCAGACCUAUUUCUCGAGUCCUUCUCCAGCAGAAACGUCUUGCCGGUCAUAAAACGACGUUCAAAUCUGACGAUUCCUCUGUGGAUACUGACGAGAUCGUCACCGGCAACAACCCAUGGUCUCCUACGCUUUACAAUGACAUUGUCUAUAUCAGAAAAGGUUUAAAGAACGUGGCGCUUCCAGAUAACUUCCGCCUUUCUUAUGAGCCGCUUUAUGAGGCGCCAGGCGCCAAGUACGUUGCAAUGCUCAAACGUUUAACACUCUCAUUUGGUGUCAUUGGCCUCUAUGGAGCCAAGCUUCUUUAUGAGCUGGUCCAGUUUGACGAUAUAUACGCAUUUGCUACUCUUGCUGGUACGUGGGGUCCAGCUUUGGCUGUUCAGUUCAAGACGAAAGACUAUGUUACGCGUAUCUUCCGUUUGUACGAUAAAACCAAGCCGCAAACGCUAGAAAACUUGGUUUCGGAUGAGAAGUUGGUGAUGGAGAAGCUCAAUACUACUGGAGGAAAGACAUAUAAUCAGCUUUUGACCGUUUCUGGUAACAAGUCUCUCCAGAUCACUCCCCAGACAAAUGACAUUAUCCCAUACAGAUCAUGGCAAGAGGACUUUGAUGGCCACAAGAGAUACUUUUACGUUGCCGAUAACGUGGGAGGUAUGAAGAUGGACAGAAUAUGGGGCAUUGUGGAGCACAACUCGGGCGUGGAUAACGGUCGUUACAUGAGUCUCCCAGAACAAACAAAAUAG